Drosophila erecta is the source of this 1231-nucleotide messenger RNA. RefSeq names its product odorant receptor 98a. The record is from RefSeq and is a predicted model, not a curated record. The coding region runs from base 22 to 1215 and encodes 397 amino acids. Gene Ontology annotation, biological process: sensory perception of smell; detection of chemical stimulus involved in sensory perception of smell. The transcript is spliced from 3 exons. Lineage: Eukaryota; Metazoa; Arthropoda; Insecta; Diptera; Drosophilidae. Gene Ontology annotation, cellular component: plasma membrane. Gene Ontology annotation, molecular function: odorant binding; olfactory receptor activity.
GGCAGACAGAGGAGUAAGGCAAUGUUGUUUAGAUACUUGCGAAAACCAAUCCCGCAGGAUCUUCUGACUUCACCAGAGGCAUUGCGCUACUUUGAGUACGGCAUGUUUUGGUUGGGAUGGAUGGCUCCUGCCAAGAACCAGUUGCUGUACCACUUUAUAGCUGCAAUGCUUAUAACAUGGAGCAUUGUCUAUCUGCCCAUCGGAAUCAUCAUCACUUGUGUCAAGGACAUCAAUACCUUCAAUCCCAGCGAUCUCCUGACUGUUCUACAGCUCUUUUUCAACUCGUUUGGUACCCCCAUCAAGGUUUUAUUCUUCAAGUUGCACUUUUGGCGAUUUCUAAAGGCCCGUAGUCUGCUUAGCGAAAUGGACAAACGAUGCACUGAUAUCGGGGAACGUUUUGUGGUCCAUCGAUGGGUGGUGCACUGCAACAGGGCCUACCUCAUCUAUCAGUGCAUUUAUAUAUGCUACAUUUUGUUCACUUUCCUAUCGGCCACCAUUUCGGAAGUUCCGCCAUGGCGCAUUUAUAAUCCAUUUGUAGAUUGGCGCGAAAGUAGACAAAACUUCUGGAAGGCAAUCCUCAAUGAGAAGCUGCUCAUGCUGGUUUCCGUCUCACAAGCCGUUUUGACCGAUAUAUAUGCGCUAAUUUAUGGAUUUAUGUUGAGAGCCCAUAUCCAUCUACUGAAAAAAAGGGUGGAAAAAUUGUGCUCGAAUCCCGAAAAGAAAGAUGAUGAAAAUCAGGAAGAUUUGAUUGCUUGUAUCAAAGAUCACCAAUUGAUCCAAGAAUUUGCAUCCAUGAUACAUCCAAUCAUCUCCCGCACUAUCUUCACUCAGUUCCUCCUAAUCGGCGUUUGUUUGGGCUUGUCCAUAAUAAAUCUGCUUUUCUUUGCGGACUUUUGGGCUGGGCUGGCUACAGUUGUUUAUAUCAAUGGACUGAUGAUCCAAACGUUUCCGUUCUGUUUCGUGUGUGAUCUCAUAAAGUCGGACUGUGCUCAUCUCGAGAUGGCAAUAUUUCACUCUAAUUGGUUUGACACCAGUCGAAGAUACAAAUUAUUACUGAUUUUCUUCUUGCAGAACUCCCAAAACUCGAUUGCAUUUACGGCUGGCUCAGUUUUCCCUAUAUCCACCAGGUCAAAUAUUCAGGUAGCUAAGUUGGCAUUUUCGGUGGUUACAUUUGUCAAUCAACUAAACAUUACUGAGCGAUUGUCAAAAAAUUAGAACAUAACACAUAAGU